CCAAAAAAACCCCCUCCGCGCGGCCCGUGCAAGAAUUUCUCCAGAAGCUCUUGCAAGUGUGUUUAAUUGCGUUCCCUCCACCAACUCCUUUUCGUGGCCUUUUCGCUCCCCUCAUCAACAAUCACACACCCACCGCACACAAUGGCUAUCCACUACUUGAUUCUCCUCUCCCGUCAGGGCAAAGUGCGCCUAGCGAAAUGGUUCACAACUCUUUCUCCCAAGGAGAAGGCUAAGAUUAUCAAAGAUGUGACCCAACUCGUCCUGUCCCGUCGGACAAGGAUGUGCAACUUCCUCGAGUAUAAGGACAGCAAGGUUGUUUACCGUCGUUAUGCCUCCCUCUUCUUCAUCGCCGGAUGCGCUUCGACCGACAACGAAUUGAUCACCCUUGAGGUCGUGCAUCGUUAUGUCGAGCAGAUGGACAAGUAUUACGGCAACGUCUGCGAGUUGGACAUCAUUUUCAACUUCCAAAAGGCAUACUUCAUCCUAGACGAGUUGCUGUUGGCAGGAGAGAUGCAGGAGAGCAGCAAGAAGAAUGUCCUCCGGUGCAUCAGUCAACAGGACAGUUUGGAAGACAUGGAGGUUGAGGAAGAUGUGGUUACGAAGAUUAUGUAGCGGCCUUACCAUUCGGCAACUGAGCGUUCCUGUGUUUCUAUAUUUGGAUUUCCGCUUUGGGGAAUAUUGGGAGGACAUAUUGGCGUUGGACGUACAUACUAGGCGUUGUUUUCUACACAGUUCACGACCACUAAUUAAUACCACAUGGCUAUGGAACUUGCCUCAA
Molecule: messenger RNA, 778 nt
Organism: Aspergillus caelatus
Lineage: Eukaryota; Fungi; Ascomycota; Eurotiomycetes; Eurotiales; Aspergillaceae
Product: AP-1 complex subunit sigma
Exons: 5
Coding region: 142-612 (156 amino acids)
Biological process (GO): protein transport; vesicle-mediated transport
Cellular component (GO): intracellular membrane-bounded organelle; AP-1 adaptor complex
Molecular function (GO): clathrin-cargo adaptor activity
Source: RefSeq, a predicted model, not a curated record